AUGAAUUCAACCACGGAAAACGGCCAAAAUAACAGCCAAGGACCUCUGGUAAUUGGAAAUAAGGAUGCAUAUUCAGAUGCGUCUGACGAAAACGGGGUCAAUCAUGAAUUAAGACCCCAAAGAGCCAAUUUUCGUCGUAGUGUUAGUGAGGGUCCCCAAACUCAAAUUUCUGUUGAUCCUUCAAUUCCUGAAGUAGCUCAAUCUUCUCAAGUGCUUGGAGUCGCUGUAGAUGCUCCAACUCCUGUAAAUGCUCCAAUUACUGUUGAUGCUCCAAUUACUUUAAUUUCUUCAGUUCCUGCCAGUUCUCCAAUUCCUCAAGUUAUUCAAGCUCCUCAAGUAGUUCAAGUCUCCAGGUCAAGUUCUAUGGUCAUUUUGAACCAGGUUUUAAAUCCUGACGGAAGGUAUCCUUACGAAAGAAGAACCAAUUCUCGAAGUCGCUACGAUCACUUAUACAAUCAAACGCAUAAGGUACAGGAAAUGGCCCCAACGGAAAGAAAAACUCGUUCCAAGAAACGUAUUGAUUAUACAGAGGGCCAAUUGCCACCAGGUUUGCUUGAAGAAGAUCUUUUCACAAGAUGCAGUACGCCUCCUUCUAAACGUAAAAAGGGAGGAGAUACGGAAUCCAACAUCCUAUCGAUUAUUUCUCCCAGUGAUAAUGAACAACAGAUUCACAAUAAUAACCCUCAAGACGAAGUUCUUUGUUUAUUUCUUAGUAUGGUAUCAAUUACGGCAAUAUGUAUCUAUUGGAGUACUCCCCUUUUACAAUCAAAUUUAAGUACCCAAAUAACCCAAAGGAGUGGUUUAGAAGCUUAUAUCGCCACUAAUACUUUGCCACUCACCUAUGAAAUCCCAGCUACUGGAAGACAACUGUCCCCCGAAUUGAAUGAAGAGCCAAACAUUGGUGCCAAUGUUGGCUCCAGACCAAAUUCUGGUGGGGAGCUCCAUGUGGUUGUUCAGCCACAAAAUUUCUCCUCUGACACACAUUUGAUUCCCGGAGCUCAAAACUUUGUCUUAUCUGAUCUUGCAGCAUCAAGACAGGGUGAAGAUGGAGUCAAUAAUGAAACUUUAGCAAACGGAGAAGUUUUGGAUUCUGUUCAGAAUCGCACAAGAGAUUUAGAUGAAACAAGUAGAAGAAGUGAACCCCAUCCCCAAAACCAUUCUCCCGUUCAUGAACUUAACAAAGAGAAUGUGAAUCCUGUGGUCUUAUCUAGUCAACAAUUAUAUGAUCAUUUGUCCUUGACCAAUCAACAACGUACCCAUGGCUUUAAUGUCGAGACCAGUUCUGAUUCUUGUUCACUCAAUAAUCCAGUUUCAGGGGCAAAACAUACAGAGCAUUCACCAUCAGUAGAAACUCCUAUCCACGUACCAAGACCUUUGGAAGCAAGAAAUGUUGAUGGAAUACCAGCUAUGGGCGAGACAAGAGAAAGUUUUAUUCGUGGAAUAGAAGAUUUAGGAGCAAGUGAUGUUCAUGGCACGCCAGCUUUUGAAGACACACCAGCUAUUGAAGAGGAAGCCCUUAUUCGUGAACCUACCCGCUCACCCCCAGAAUCAUCCCCAUUCUAUACUGAUCCAAUUUUCGAUGCACAUGGUAAUAUGACACCAGCACAUCCAUUUUAUCAUGAGCAAGCUCAUCCAUCUGUAUUGGAAAAUCCUUCUCAACAGCAAGCUGGUCCAUCCUCAAACUUUGGUCGGAUUCCAAGUCAAUCAGAAUUGAGGGGGCAGGGAUAUCGGAACUCAAGAAUAGAUUGGUCUUCCAAAAAGCCCACGACUAAGUCAACUCCCUACGCUCAUGGAGGCGGUGCGCCAUCAAACCAACCAGUAAAUGGCCCAUCUUCUAGUCUUCGCUAUAGAGGAAAUGUGGCAUCAGAAUUGAGGAGGAAAGCUAAUCAAGAAAAAAUGAAAAGGUUGAAUAAAAGUAGACGAAAUAAAUGA
Molecule: messenger RNA, 1932 nt
Organism: Yamadazyma jaroonii
Lineage: Eukaryota; Fungi; Ascomycota; Pichiomycetes; Serinales; Debaryomycetaceae
Source: the annotation of a GenBank genome assembly